AGAAACUAGAAACCAAUAGUAGAAGAAGAGAGAAAAACUGCAAAAAAAAAAAAAUCUUAAUCCCCUUCACAGCAUUCAAUUCUCAAGCUAAAAUGGCUAUUCAAUAUCCACCCAGACAUGGGAUAAGUUCGCGAAGACCAAGCCCAACAACCAUUUCUUCUUUCUCCUGUGUCCUUUUUGUUCUCUGAAAAUCUCUUUUCUCCAUAACUUAGCUGUUUUCCAGUACAAAACUUUUCUCUUGCUUUUUAUUUCAAAUACAGUAGUACUGAAUACUUUGUACUUUUGUAGAGUAUUUUCGCCUUUUCAACUUUCACUAGUCAAAAAAUCAUCCUCUUCAUCAUUUUCUGAUUUUCUCCUUCCCCUGCCUAUGUUGUUUUGAGUACUUUCAAACAAGUUUUGAAUAUAUUUUAGCUCAAUAGUGCUCUCAUCCCACAUAACUUCUCUGCCUACUUUCAUCAGAAGUUGGAUUCUGCUGAUUGUGCCAUUGGUAGAAGAUCUUGAUCAAUAAGUGAAUUUGGACUUCAAUAUGGCUGAGGAUUCCAUCAGAGGCUUUGAAGCGUACCUGGUUGAAUGCAGUGGUCCUUUCUCGAAUGCUUUGUCUGAGAUGGGUUAAUGUUAACUUUUGACACCAUAUCUUUCUUGAGUUUGUUUGGGAGGAGAUAGGAGUGAGAAGUAUGAUGGCUGGCACGAGUGAAAUUGUUCAGUCCGUGGAAGAAGUUGAUUGUGAAAACAGAUUAGAUGAGAAUGGUUUUAAGGACAAGGUAUUGAGAACUGGGCACAAGUAUUCUAUAGAGGAUGAUAUCAGCAAGCUUUUUGAGGCAAUAGAUAUUAAGAAUUCUCGUAGGGCUUCAGGUCAAUCGGAAGGCCAUUUUAGAGAUGGAUUAGAUAAGAGUGCCAUGAAAAGACCAAUGCGAGUUGGUUCUGCUCAGGCAUCUGGUAUUGGAAUUUCGGAGUCCACAAGUUUGAAGCAGGCACUAAGAGGAUUAUGCAUCUCUCAGGCAUCAGAGAUGGCUGCUUUGAAAAAACGGCUGGCAAAAACUGGUAUGUCUAGGCACUCAGAAGCAGGAAAUAUAAAGAGACUUUACAGGGCUGUAGUUGUUGAGGCCGGUGAAUCUGGUUAUCCACUUAACCAGGGUCGAGGAAAUUUGGUGGAGAUAUCUCUUGUUCCAGAAAGCAGCACAUCAUUGAAUCUUGUUGGCAACGCACACACAUCUGAGCAUAUGAACAAUAUUGAACUUUCAAAUUAUCAUGCUAGCUCCUCUACUCUUUCAGCAGAUGAAUUGAGACGAAAAGAAGAGUCGACUGAAACACCAGCUAAAGGUGAGAUGGUUCCUUUGUCAAUUUGCAGUGACCUUUCUAAUGCAGAAUUAGAAGAGAAUAAGAAAUUGAAAGUGGAGCCUUCACCAAUUGGCCCUUCUGGUAACAAAAAACUUCAGAUGCUUGAUGAGCUUGUUCCUGUAUCAAUUGGAGUUCCAGAUGCACCGUUUUGUCCAGACAAGGAGCAGGAAGAAAAGUUCCACUCUGCUUCUUGUUCAUCAGUUUCAAGCGCAAACAAGGCAAUCAAAUCAGCAGCCAAUAGUCCACGCUUAAUUAAACCACUUUUUAGGGGCAAAAAUUUUGUUAUGAAGAAACUUAUGUCCAACUCAUCCACUCUGUCCAGUGGUUCCUCUCAAUGUAAUAGUGAAGAAGUUUGCCGGACCCCUGACUCUGCCUUUAGAAAUGGGCCUGAAGAAAAUAUGGUUUCCCUAGAAAUAUGUAGUACGAGUGCAGAGGUGAGCUCAAAGUACGUGGACUCCAAUCCUACAAAUUCAGGUCUCGCUCCAAACAAUACUAAAAGAACUAAAAGUCAAUUUAGGCAGGCUGAUGAAAGAUCAGGGUCAAGGGAGAAGGGAGAGAUAUCACAAAGUUCGAAAAGUAGCAUUGGAGACUACAGCAGUACCACGAGCUCUAGUGAAGAAAGCUAUCUCAGUAGAUCAAGCCGAAGUGGCUAUCGGCCUCACAUGUCAAAGGACUUGAGAUGGAAAGCUAUUCAUUGUAUUCAGAAGCAGCAUGGAUACCUAGGCCUCAAACAUUUCAAGCUGCUGAAGAAGCUUGGUGGGGGGGACAUUGGGAAUGUCUACCUUUCUGAACUAAUUGGCACAAACUGCCUAUUUGCUGUGAAGGUUAUGGAUAAUGAUUUUCUUGCCAGCCGUAAGAAGACGAAUAGAGCUCAAACUGAAAAAGAGAUAUUGCAAAUGCUUGAUCACCCAUUUCUCCCUUCCCUCUAUGCCAAUUUUAGAACAGAUAAAUUCUCUUGCCUAGUUAUGGAGUACUGUCCAGGUGGAGAUCUGCAUGUGCUCAGGCAAAAGCAAUCCAGCAAGAGUUUUGCUGAACAAGCAGCCAGGUUUUACAUUGCUGAAGUUCUUCUUGCAUUGGAGUAUCUUCACAUGCUUGGAGUUGUGUACCGUGACUUGAAACCUGAGAAUGUUUUGGUCCGAGAAGAUGGUCACAUUAUGCUCACAGAUUUUGACUUAUCGCUAAGAUGUGCAGUAAAUCUCACAUUGCUUAAAGCAUCGUCACCUGUUGUGGAGCCUCCAAAGAGGAUGCCAAGUCCUCCCUCAGAAUCCAGCUGCAUAGAUCCUUUCUGCCUUCAUCCAUCCUGGCAAAUGUCCUGUUUCAAUCCCAGAUUUCUAUCUGCUGCAUCGAAAACUCGUAAGCUAAAAUCUGAGCUAGCUGCCCAGGUGAGUCCUCUACCACAGCUCAUAGUGGAGCCUACUAGUGCACGAUCGAACUCCUUUGUUGGAACACAUGAAUACUUGGCUCCAGAGAUCAUAAAGGGUGAAGGUCAUGGGAGUGCAGUAGAUUGGUGGACCCUAGGAAUUUUUGUUUAUGAGCUUUUAUAUGGUAAGACGCCUUUCAAAGGGGCAAGCAAUGAUGAAACAUUGUCCAAUGUGGUAUCUGAGUGUCUCAAGUUUCCAGCAGGUCCCAUGGUCAGUUAUCAUGCUAGAGAUUUAAUCAGACGGCUAUUACAGAAGGAGCCGGAGAACAGGUUGGGUUCUGAGAAAGGGGCAGCUGAGAUAAAGCAGCAUCCGUUUUUUGAAGGCCUGAACUGGGCUUUAAUACGCUGUACUACACCUCCUGAGGUGCCAAAAUUUUGUGAGUUCGGAAGUUUGACUCCUGACAUGGCAUCACAUGAUAAGGAGAUUAGCAAGUUUGUGAAAGAAAAAGGAUGUAGGACGAUAGGAGAGGAUAUAGUGUUUGAUAUGUUUUAGCACAUACAUAUUUAUAGGUUUGGGAAGCAAUAGCGAUGGUUUUUCCUUCUUAACGGGGCUUUCUCA
This is a messenger RNA of Coffea eugenioides, 3317 nucleotides long. Its product is annotated as serine/threonine-protein kinase D6PK-like. The record is from RefSeq and is a predicted model, not a curated record. Bases 675 to 3251 code for a protein of 858 amino acids. NCBI's taxonomy places the organism in Eukaryota, Viridiplantae, Streptophyta, Magnoliopsida, Gentianales, Rubiaceae. Gene Ontology annotation, molecular function: protein serine/threonine kinase activity; ATP binding. The transcript is spliced from 3 exons. Gene Ontology annotation, cellular component: nucleus; cytoplasm; plasma membrane. Gene Ontology annotation, biological process: protein phosphorylation.